AAUAAAUAUUAUUUUUUAGUGUUUAAAAAAAAUGUGUACAUUAAAAACCUUUAUUUUAAAUCUACUAGCCAAAUUUUGAUAUUUCAUAAAAAAUAAUUUGACAAAUUUAUAGUAUUGCAACCCGCGCUUCAUAUUUUGAGCUAUUCGCUGUUGAGAAUUAUGGCUGCCGGAUAUCUGAAAUCUUUGUUUGCCGACGGCACAACAAUCAUGGCGUACAAUCGCCGCAAAACAGAAACAACACGCACUCACACACACACGCAUUCUCUUUGCUCUCAAUUUCGCUACGGCUGCUGCUCUCUUGCCACAGCUGUUGGUCGCACUGAGCGUGAGCAUGAGAUCGGCAGAGGCAGAAAAUGAAGAAGCAGAAGAGAGCAGCAGCAGCUGCUGUGUGUCUGCAACACUGUGCAACACCACGUGCAACAUGCUGCUGAAAAAAGCAUGCCCGACUCCAACAGUGAUACUUGGCCAACUUUGCGUUGGCGCUGCCGCUGCCUCGGCCUCUGCCGCGGCCAGCGUCGCCGCCACCAAUUGGCAACGCGUCGCAAACAGGGAGGAGCCGCUGCAGCGCGCGCUCAUAAAGCAUUCUCGCCUGUCGCUUGCCAGAGAGCAGCACCAGCGCUCGCCUCCAAGAUGGAUGACGCCGCCGACUCUGUGUGUGUGCGAGCGAGCGCGCACCAGAGCCGCAUCGCACGUGCGACAGGGACGGCAGCAUGCGGCCGCGUUAAGUGUGACGAAUGUGCCAUUAUUUUGCUUUAUUGUGUCGUGAGCGGCCGCGUUGCUCUUUUCAAUGGGAUUUCUCACAUAAAUUUACGCAGUCCGACCAGCAAGCCGAACCGACCGAGUCGAGCGCGUCGACGUCGACACCGACAUCGACGUCGCUGUCGCCUUUAACGUGAGCAGCGACAGCGCUGCCCACGUUGCCAAAGCGCUUUGAGCACGGCCCGACGGCUUCUCUUUGAGGGAAGAAUCAUUUGGCCAUUUGCCGUCUGCUAUGGAUGAGGAGAAAACCACGGGCAGAAAUGCUACGCCUGUGGUUAAAUUUAUUUUCAAUUAUAAAUUUUAAAAUAUCCAAUUACUUUUUAAUAAAUAUUUUAAAAAUAAUAAUAUU
This is a messenger RNA of Drosophila mojavensis, 1108 nucleotides long. RefSeq lists its product as uncharacterized. The coding region runs from base 332 to 766 and encodes 144 amino acids. The transcript has 2 exons. Lineage: Eukaryota; Metazoa; Arthropoda; Insecta; Diptera; Drosophilidae. The record is from RefSeq and is a predicted model, not a curated record.